AUGGGUGGGGGCGUCAUGCAGUUUAUCCACGAAAGUGUGCCGGUUACUCACCUCUACAGCUACGGGGAUCCUGACGGUCAGAGAGAAGCGCCGUGGUGCAAAACCAAACUGCGCUGCAACGGCUACACGACGAUAGGAGUCUGCUACAGACCACCAGCGACAGACCCGAUGGCCAACCUGGACGAUAUGCGGCCACGGGCUGGCGACGGCUACUGUUUGAUUUUGGUUGGUUUCAAUGUACCCAUAAUCGAUUGGGACGAUAAUCGCUGCCUACCGGGAGCGGACCAAUUCUCCAGAGAUCUCCUCGAAGAAGCGAACCAGUUGACCCUGCACUCCCGCGAGCCCACCGCGAUCAACGAUUCUGCCCAGUCAGUCUUAGAUCUGGUGUUAUCCCCUCGGACAUCGGACGACGACGUCAUUUACCACCUCCCACCACUCGGUUUGAGCGAUCAUUUGACCCUGUCGAUGCAUUGGUGA
Molecule: messenger RNA, 477 nt
Organism: Echinostoma caproni
Lineage: Eukaryota; Metazoa; Platyhelminthes; Trematoda; Plagiorchiida; Echinostomatidae
Source: the annotation of a GenBank genome assembly